AUGGUUUGGAAAUGGCUGGCCGCCUGGCUCCUGCUCCCCGUCCAGCUGCUCGGCCUGGUGGCGAAGGCGCUCGUGGGCACGCUGCUGCCCUCCAAGCUGCGGGACUUGUCCGGAGACAGCGUGCUGAUCACCGGCGGAGGCCGAGGCAUCGGGCGUCACCUGGCCAGGGAGUUUGCCAAGCGGGGGGCCCGCAAGGUUAUCCUGUGGGGUCGAACUGAGAAGUGCCUGAAGGAGACUACAGAGGAGAUCCGGGUGAUGGGCACGGAGUGCUAUUACUUCAUCUGUGAUGUGGGGAAUCGGGAGGAAGUCUACCAGCAGGCCAAAGCCGUCCGUGAAAAGGUGGGGGAUAUCACCAUCCUUGUAAACAAUGCGGCGGUUGUUCACGGCAGGAGUCUGAUGGAGAGUGAUGAUGACGCCCUCCUAAAAUCACAGCACAUCAACACGCUGGGACAAUUUUGGACCACAAAGGCCUUCCUGCCGCGGAUGCUGGAGCUACAGAAUGGGCAUAUUGUGUGUCUGAACUCUGUCCUGGCUUUAUCAGCCAUUCCGGGGGCCAUUGAUUAUUGCACUUCCAAAGCCUCUUCCUUCGCCUUUAUGGAGAGCUUGACCCUGGGGCUGCUGGACUGCCCGGGGGUGAAUGCCACCACCGUCUUGCCCUUCCACACAAGCACCGAAAUGUUUCAGGGCAUGAGAAUCAGGUUCCCCAACCUUUUCCCCCCACUAAAGCCAGAGGUGGUGGCCCGAAGGACAGUGGAAGCCGUUCAGCAGAAUCAAGCCUUCCUCCUCCUUCCAUGGACAAUGCAUAUCCUCAUCAUCUUGAAAAGCCUCCUCCCGCAAGCGGCACUCGAAGAGAUCCACAAGUUCUCCGGGAGCUACACCUGCAUGAACACUUUCAAAGGGCGCACAUAGGGGUUGCACCGUGCUCAGGCGCAAAGCCAGAAGAGGCUGUGACCUGACACAAUUUUUGGCCAGCCAGCCCUGUUCUCGUUUGCCACGGUGGCACCUUCAGCGCUCCGUCAAUGAGGCCUCUGUGAAAGAUGGACCCAACUCCUUGGGGACCUGGAAGUGAACAACGGGGAGGGGGACGUGGGGUCAGUUCUUUAGAAACCUGAUUGUGCCAUUUGUUCAUAGGUUAUUUUUUCCUUUUAAAGAGUUUCAGGGUCUAGCUGAAUCCUUCCACGCCGAACACAUCCCACUGCGCUUCCCAUGGACAUAAGGGUUUCUCUCGCCCUCUCUGAUCCGUAAAGCUGGUCAGAUGAUUCUUGAAAGCAUCUCUUGCUCUUUGCCACUGCAUUCGGAGUCUAAGACAGCAGCCGGUUUAUUUUGGCUCCGGCCCACUGUCGAAAGGGUACGGAACAUUCCUUUGUCAGGGGCGGCCGGUCGGCCAGGCCCGCGAGAACAAGGACAAACAACUCGAGCGGCUUUUGUUGAAGGGGUUCCUCCGACGGCUUCCUAGAGAAGGGCCAUGUUUGAUGCAUGAGGUUUAGAAAGGGGUGAAAGAGAAUGUUUUCUCCCUCUCUGGUAAUAUGCGAACUGGCAGGUGAUGGACAGGAGAUCCCAGACAGACAACGGGAAUUCGCUCUUAACUCCACGCAAAGUUAGCGUACGGAGUUCACUGGUACAAGAUCUGCAAGGGCCACUCGUUUUGUUGGCAUUGAAAAGAGGAUUAGUCAGAUCCCUGGAGGGAAAGUACAUUGGUCGGUAUGAGGCACCAUGGAUGGAUCCUCCAUGUUCUGAGGUAGCGUACCUCCAGGUACCAAUGCAGGGGGUGGUAAACAAUGGGGAUUUUAGCUUCCCCUUGUAGGCCUCCCAGAAGAAUCUGGUUGACUACUUUGUGACACUCAUUGCUAGAUGGACAGUUGGUCUGAUCCAGCAACGGGAUAAGGCAUCACCGUCUGUGAUAUUGUGACAUCGUUUUAACUGUACACCACCUCGAGGCGGGCUCUGAAGAGGUGGCAUAGAAAUGUCUUAAAUAAACACAUGAAUUUAUUCACCACAGAGGGGAGUUCAGCUCUGUGCUUGAAAAACUCUGAAAUAUCCUCGCGGGGUUUUAACUUCAGUCCCGCCUCCGUCUGGGAAAUGGACUCGUAUACAUCAACCCUGAGGACUACUAACCUUGACAGAGAAGAAUGGAACCUCCAUGUUCUGGGGCAGUAUACCGUGGGAUAAUGGGUAUAAAGAGAAUGGGGAAGCUGUCAUCUUGAAGAUAUGCUUGCCAGCACUGAGAGGGGUCUUUGUCCCGGUCCAUCAUGGUUGCUGUUCUGGUCUUCUGGCUUUGAACAGUGCAGAAGCAAAACAUAAUAUUACCCAGAAGUUCUUGAGGCAUGGAGUUGAACUUCUCUCUAUGGUGGAUAUAGGAUGAGGCCUUACACCCUUUGUCAUCGUUGUGCCAAUGUUCCGGCGGCAGGGGCACCCAUCACACAGCGUCCCCCUUUUUGCCCACCCUUGUGAGCACUUUAUUUACUCUUCUUUACACGCACAGCUUACAAGUGUUGUCUCUUUGAGUCUGCAGUCUGUUCCCCAUCUCCUGGCCCCAACUCACCCGGGGAGCAGUUCUGCCUGCUUUUUACUUUCAAAAGACAAAUUAAUAAACACCAGGUAUAACUGCAUACUAUGGCUGUCAUCCACCAUUCAAACAAUGCUAAAGAUAGUUUUAUAAUAUUCUCUAUUGUUUCCUAUAUCAAAAUUUCCAUAAGUAAUUCAAUACAUAAGUUAUGCAGGUAAUUUACAA
Gekko japonicus is the source of this 2731-nucleotide messenger RNA. It is a transcript of the gene DHRS3, whose product is annotated as dehydrogenase/reductase (SDR family) member 3. Gene Ontology annotation, molecular function: oxidoreductase activity, acting on the CH-OH group of donors, NAD or NADP as acceptor. The transcript is spliced from 6 exons. The coding region runs from base 1 to 909 and encodes 302 amino acids. Lineage: Eukaryota; Metazoa; Chordata; Lepidosauria; Squamata; Gekkonidae. Gene Ontology annotation, cellular component: lipid droplet. The record is from RefSeq and is a predicted model, not a curated record.